AUGGCGGAAGCAUCACCAUCACCUUUAUCCAGCUCUACUGCAACAGCAAAUGGAAGCAAAUUAUUAAGACUUCUUGUUGAUGGUGGAACAGCAGCUCUAAGAGAAUGUCUGAAUAAAAUUUAUCCAGCUUCCAAACCGGUCAACUUCCUCAAAGCAAAACGGGAGAGAUUAAAGAAGCUCUUAGACGACCGAGUUUUAAAUAGAGAUCAAUGGUACCAGCUUUACCCAAAAGAUGGAAGUGACCCAGACCCUGAAAAAUUUGACAUAAGUCUACUUUUUCUUCUUCUCACUGAAAUAUGUGGAUUAGAGCCCCCCCGCCGCACAGGCUGGAACAACAUGCCGCAAGCAAAGGACAGAUCCCUGUCAGCGAAUCUUGUUCGUUUAAAGCUUUUUCGUAAUAAGCUGCUUCAUCGACCUAACACACAUUUUGAAACAGAGGAAUUUCUUGAUCUCUGGAAAAAACUGAGCGGUGUUCUUUGUUCUCUUGGUCUGUCUUCAUCAGACAUAGAAAAGUUGAAACUGGAGAGUUACGAGGGAGAAAAUUAUGUUGAAAUUUUACUGAAGUGGGCUGACUCCGAAGAAGAUGUCAACAGAAGGCUUAAAGCAAUGCAUGAUACCCAAAUCGAAACACGUAAAGCUGUAAAGGGAUUGGAGAUGACAAGACAGCAGGACCAGAAGACCCUUCAAGAUAUUAAGUCAAAUGUGGAUGAACUACUUCAAAUCCAAAGAACCCGUCAAGAUACACACCAAACCGUUAGUAAAGCGCAACAGACGCAAAUGGAAGCCACCAAUUUGCAGCAAGAGGAUCAUCAAACUCUUCAAGAUACACAACAGGCAGUUGGCAAUUUACCACAGAUGCAAAAAGAGGCAGUGAAAUUGCAGCAACUGGAGCACAGAAUUCUUGAAGAUACGCACCAGGUAGUUGAACGUGUACAGCGGUCUGUACAAGAUACACAACAGAUGGUAGAGGAAGUUUUAAGAACCCAACAAGAAACGCAGCAGCAGAUCAAGGAUGUAGCUGCAGACACUAAAGAAAGAAGAGAUAAUGGUAAAGAAGAUGAAGCACUGAAAAAAUUGGCAAAAGUUGAUACCGAGGGAGUCAUCCAGUAUCACUCUAGCAAAUACCAGGAGGGAACGCGCUUGCACAUUUUUGAGAAGAUCAAGUUGUGGCUAGACGACCGUACUUCUGAAAAUCGUGUUAUGGUAAUCAGUGGGGAUGCAGGUAUGGGCAAAUCAGUGAUUUCCGCUGUCGUUUGUCAACGAAUGCGAAAUGCUGGUCGUCUGUCGGGAAGUCACUUUUGUCAGCACGACAAGGCGUGUCACAGAAAUCCUAAGAUAAUGCUUCAAUCGUUAGCUUAUCAGCUGAGUGAGCUUUUGCCACAGUAUAAAAGAGAACUUGUAAAAGCACUGUCAAGAAACUUGGGUGAAGAAAUCAACAACCUAGAGGUUGGAGAGCUGUUUGAAUUGCUGUUCGAAGAGCCUUUAAGAAAGGUAGAUGACCCUGGUAAAAGCUUGCUCAUGGUGAUUGAUGGCUUGGAUGAAAGUGACUACAAAGGCCGCAAUAAGCUGCUUGAUGUCAUUGAUAAUCACUUUUUUGCUCUUCCUGUCUGGUUUCGGUUUUGUGUUACAACUAGACCGGAAAUAAUAAUUGCAAAGCGUCUUCAAAAGCUUAAUCCUCUUCAUCUACAGCAAGAUGAUGAAGAAAAUGUGAGAGACAUCAGAAUCUUUUUUGAAACACAGCUGGGCAACGUCAUUCAGUCGGGCAGUGAAGAAGUUGUUAUCGAUGAACUGGUCCGAAAGGCUGAUGGACAUAUUUUAUAUGCUUAUUUGAUGGUCGAUUCUAUCAAGAAAAACGUUUUAUGUCUCACCACUGACGAGUUAGGAACAACUUUACCCACAGAUGUUUCAGGAUUUUAUGAAUCCUAUUUUGAACGUUUGAAGGGGGAAUUGGAAAAAAAUAAGGAAUUGACGAUCACUGUUGACCAGUUUUUUACUUUUCUUAGUGCUUUGGUGGCUGUAAGAGAACCUCUUCCACUAGACUUUGUUUCUAAGUUGCUACUGUCAGACACAAAGUCUCCAGCUGGUUACUGGCAAGUAAGGAAGACUAUCGAAUGUAUCUCAACCCUUUUACCUGUUCAAGAUGGUUGCAUUCAUUUCUUUCACAAAUCAGUGAAGGACUGGUUGACUGACAGAGCUCCCGACAUGUACAGCAUGCCGCACAAAUUCUAUGUGAACGAAAAGCGUGGACACCUUGCUCUUUCUCAGCGGUGUGCGGACGAACUUGAUGAUGUCAAAAGAAAAAGUAUUCACGGCACAGAUUUCAGUGAAACUGCAAAGUACGCCAUACAGCAUGGUGUUUACCAUAUGCUUGAGUCGGAGGAGGUGAAAGAGAGUACAAGAGGCUUUGAAGAAAUAGUUAACAAUUUUGUUAUUGACUUAGCCAUGGUUUAUGCAAAGCUUCGUGUACACAACACAGCUAGUUCUGAAGACAUUAUCCUUUCUCAAAAGCAAAAAGCUUUUUAUUUAUUGAGCAGUGAGAGUCAAAACGCCCUUCGCACGUUGUUGUUUCUUUUAAGAAAGUACCACGAAAGGCUUGCAACGAAUCCUUCUGGUUUUUUCCAAGUGAUGGUGAACGAAGGAGGAGACGUUUUGGCAGGUGAAGCGACAGAACUUUUACAGACCAAAUAUCAUGAAAUACCUUACAUGGAGUACAUUCACAAGGGGGCUAUAGAGGAGGAGAUGGAGGUCCAGGCCAUGUUUCGCUGCACCUCUCAAGUGGCCUGUUUUGAUAUCUCCCCUCAGCAGGAGUUCAUGGUGUGCGAAUGUAUGGAUGUAACGAUUCAACUUUGGUCACUACAGACAGGGAAGCAAAUAUGGAAACGCCCAGUCACGGUCGAAAAACGUUACGUUGAUGACCUUGACGCGUUCAGGGUGGUACCCAACUCAUCUGUUUUGUCAUGUUAUCGCUCCGUUAUUUUUCACCCUACUAAGCCUAUUGUUCUUCCUGGAAUCCUAAGCCAUGCCUACUCAAUUGACGGAGAUUUUCUACCACUCUUCCGUAAUAGCAACUGCAAAUUUACAGUUUGUUCAGUCAAUGGGGAUAGCAUGAUUACAGAUUUCCCUGGUGAUGCAAAAUGCCUUGUCAUGUGGAGUCUAAAAAAAGGCGAAGAGAUCACUCGAACUAUCAGAGAUCAGGUUGUUUUGUCUUUUGCCUGGUCUCCAGAUCGAAAGCUACUGGCAAUUUCUCAUCUUCCGGGUUUGGUUUGUCUGGUUGAUGCAUUGAAUGGCUUCGAGACACUUGCAGAGGUCACCACUUUUAAACCAUGUGGAAUGAUCAAGUUUGCCCCUAACCUCAAAUUCCUGUUUUGUUGGUGCAAACCAGUAAAGUCUAUCAGGGAGACUCAGAGACACCCAAGAGGUAUUCGCUUGGACGUCACUAAGUUGCCUUGCGAUUCCGUUUCCUUGAAUGUUGUUAACGAUAACGUUGACUAUGAACCUUGGGAUUAUGAAUCAUCCAGCAAAGCUGGAUUCUUGAUGGGAGAUCCUGUAUCAUGUUUGUUCAGGCGUUUCCAGGACAUUUGGGGACCGUUCUGGAUUCUUGCAGAGGGGGCGUUUGCGUUUGUCUUACACAAACAAAGUGUAUUGAGGGGAUUCCCUGGAAACAACUGCAUUGCCAUGUUCAGUCCUGAUGAAAUGAAAAUUGCAAGAACCACAUCUUGUAGAAGACUCCGUCAUGUUGCCUUUGCUGUAGAUGGCAAGUCCGUUUAUGGUGUCACUGAGGACAAGGAAGCAGCAGUGGUAUCUUUUGAUGUAUCAAGUGGAAAACUGAACUCAAAGAUCGAGACUAGUACUUGUCGUGAUCUACAUUAUCCUAAACCGCCUUUUAGGGCCUUAAACGAUUCUGACAGGGGUAUUUGCCUUGUACCAGUGACCAAUGGUGUUCUUUUGAAACAGCGUCAUCGUAGGACUGCUGUUCAGCUAUGGAAUUUUGAGUUGUCUCAGCAAGUCCGAAGUUGGCCCAGUUUAUGCGAGGUUACGUAUAUGAUGCCAGUCACGGACCAAUGUGUAGCAUGUGUGGGCAGAAGGUUUGAAGUGAGCAUCUUGGACACAUUAAGUGGAGACAUAGUGAAGACCAUCUCACUUUGUCAUGAGGGAUACAAGUCAACAUGUCCAAUUAUGUAUAAAGAAGCCAUAGAAUGUAACAGUAAAUUUCAGCUGUUAUCCACCGCUCGUGACUCAGUUCAGCUGUCAGAUGAUAGAGGUUGUCUGUGGAAGAGAGAUUUUAAAGAUUCUCAGUUGUACUCGUGGAAUCUACCUGGCAUGUUUUCUCCAACGGAAAAGUUUGUCCUAAUCUCAGCAAAGUCCACCCAGAGUAAGCAAGAAGUACACGUGCUUGAUGCAUUUUCAGGAGACAUUCUCCGCACACUAUGCACAGUUGAUCACAUUUUUAACUGUGCAUUUGUGAGUGAGAUGGAAUGUGUUAUCGACUGCCAAAAUAAAUCGGAAAGUUUCUGUCUUCGGUUGUUCAAUAUUAUGACUGGAGAAUUGCUUAGUUUACUUUAUAUGGAAAAUAGGCCGGCAUGUUUGUCUUCCUUUCCACAGGAGGGUUUGAUCGCUAUUGGCCUUUGGCAGUCCAAACGUAUGUGUGCAUUUGUCGCAGUGAAGCGGCCGCGA
Porites evermanni is the source of this 4674-nucleotide messenger RNA. The record is from the annotation of a GenBank genome assembly. NCBI's taxonomy places the organism in Eukaryota, Metazoa, Cnidaria, Anthozoa, Scleractinia, Poritidae.